Volvox carteri f. nagariensis is the source of this 1240-nucleotide messenger RNA. RefSeq lists its product as uncharacterized. The transcript is spliced from 4 exons. Lineage: Eukaryota; Viridiplantae; Chlorophyta; Chlorophyceae; Chlamydomonadales; Volvocaceae. The record is from RefSeq and is a predicted model, not a curated record. The coding region runs from base 1 to 717 and encodes 238 amino acids.
AUGUCCACGGAGCAGAGCAGAGUGCCCACGCUGGCCAAGGUCCUCGCACCUAGAAGGGACCUCGGAGACCAAAGGAGACGCGGGAUUAUUUAUCUUCAUCCUGCUUCAUCGAAUAGGAUAGGACGUCGGGUCCCAGACACACAGAAACACACACACACAGAAACACAUAGUGGAUCAGAGGGCGUAACUGGAAAAGGCUUCAUCAAUCGCAUCACUUGCAGCAACGCAACUGCAUCGCCAGCCAACAGUCGUUUCGGGUGCACAAAGACACGAGCUCCUCUCCUUUCUCGAUCUGCCCGCCAGCUAGGUGUACGACCAGUGAUGUACAGCAACAUGGCCACGUCGUCUCGGCGCGCCGCAGCCUGCUGGGACCUCCCCGCUAAGCUCGCGCUGCUCAUGCUGCUGGCGGCGCUGCUGCUGCUGCUCACGCCGGCACCAGCUUUCGGCGGCCGUACGUACGACAACGUCGCUGGCGGUGUCGAUAGCGUCAUUGCGGUUGAGGAUGGCAGUGGGCUGCAGGGGCCGUCAGAUGCCCGGUUCGAUGACGACGGCGACAGUGGGGUCGGUUACACGGACACUGUGGAGUUUUCGGCGGCGUCAGCCAUCACCCACCGGAAGCUGAAACAAACGAAAUUGACCAACGAUGUAAAGGUUGAGACUGCAAGGGUGAAGUACAACCGCAAGGCCACGCUGCAGAUUGGUGGCGGCGGCAAGUGAUGAUGGGGUUUGAGAAAAAAAAUGGAGUGCGCUAACGGCUGUGAAAUGCAAGGCUGUAAGGCCCGAAACAUCAUCCAGGCUUCUUCCUGUUACUGCGGACAUGGGGAAGGGAGGAGUCGGUGGCGGCUCUGUGAACUCCUCACUUCGAAGGCGCUCUGCUCCGCGAUGAAGGAAGGUCUUUGGGGGCUGUAACGUGUUUGAAUGCUAUCGGCCGCUGUGCGAGAUUCGUGUGGGCCAGGGCAGCCGAGUGCGACUUAUUAAACGUCUUUCAUGGUUAUGUGGCACAGCUGCCGCGCCCGUUCUGGAAGUGCAGUUGGCAAUGGGUCCGCCCGCCCUUGGCCGGAUUGGGCAGACAGAACAUGGCUGCGGUGAUGGUCUCGGUGACAGCCUAUGAGGCGAGGGGCAGGCGAGUAGCUGCAGCAGCCGACUGUCGUUACUGAGUGCUGGCAGUAUUAUAAGCCCGACCAUGUAUGUUAGCUGUCGGACGGUUUUUAAAAUAUUUUUGUAAGUUUAGGGCGCAUAG